Messenger RNA from Chinchilla lanigera (long-tailed chinchilla), 3846 nucleotides. RefSeq names its product zinc finger protein 135 (gene Znf135). NCBI's taxonomy places the organism in Eukaryota, Metazoa, Chordata, Mammalia, Rodentia, Chinchillidae. The coding region runs from base 537 to 1982 and encodes 481 amino acids. The record is from RefSeq and is a predicted model, not a curated record. Gene Ontology annotation, molecular function: RNA polymerase II cis-regulatory region sequence-specific DNA binding; DNA-binding transcription factor activity, RNA polymerase II-specific. Gene Ontology annotation, biological process: regulation of transcription by RNA polymerase II. The transcript is spliced from 2 exons.
GUGCGCGCAGGCCUCUGGGAGUUGUAGUGCAGUGCACGCAGCGCAGUCCCGGCGCUUGGUGGGACAGCCUUUGUUUCGCGGUUAGGCUGGAGCCUGGUGACUUGGCCAACUGGGUGAUCCAGAACAGUCUAUCAUCAUGUCAGAUGAUUAGCAACCAGAAUUGCUUCUUGCCAUGUGUUAAUCGCAUAUGUACUCUGGGGUCACAACAUGGACAUCCUUACAAGUCAUUACUCAGCUACCCACACCAGCUUGGCCUUGUUUCUUUCAGACUUGGAAACCAGACAAGACACCAAACUGUCAGCCCUAAAGCAAGGCAUCUCUGAAGACCUGUCCCACAGAUUUCUUCACAAAGAUUUCUCUGGGGUGGCCUGUGGCCCAGGGUUGACACAGAGGGCACCUGGGAGUGGUGGCAUGGAUGCCUUAUAAGCCCCAGUGUGCAGGUGGUCUUUGUGCCAGUAAAGAUACUCACACAGGAGUAGCAGGGGAAUGGGCUUGGGGACAACCUGAGAUUGAGCCCCAACCUCCCAGCUCAACCAAUGACUCCUGAGAGGCACAGCCCACAUGUGUGGGAGACAUAUGGAAAAAGAGAGAAGCUAGACUCCAAGGUAAGUGCUCAACAGAAAGCCUACACAAAGGAGAAAUUGUAUGAAUGCCAGGAGUGUGAAAAGGCCUUCAGCCACAGCUCAGCACUCAUUGAGCACCAUCGAACGCACACAGGAGAGAGACCUUGUAAGUGUCCCCUGUGUGGUAAAGGCUUCCAAAACAGCUCAGCACUUAGCAAACACCAGAGGAUCCACACCAGGGAGAAGCCGUACAGGUGUACUCAGUGUGGCAGGACCUUCAACCAGAUUGCCCCUCUGGUCCAGCACCAGAGGGUACACACAGGCGAGAAGCCUUACGCAUGUGGGGAGUGCGGCAAGGCCUUCAGCUUCAGGUCCUCCUUCAGCCAGCAUGAGCGUACUCACACAGGUGAGAAGCCUUAUGCGUGCCAGGACUGUGGCAAGGCCUUCCGGCAAAGCAUCCACCUCACCCAGCACCUGCGCACACACACUGGAGAGCGGCCCUACCACUGCAGGGACUGUGGCAAGGCCUUCAGCCACAGCUCAUCCCUCACCAAGCACCAGCGCAUCCACACAGGUGAAAAACCCUAUGCGUGCCUCGAGUGUGGCAAGGCCUUCACCCAGAUUACACCACUCAUCCAGCACCAGAGGACGCACACUGGGGAGAAGCCCUAUGAGUGCAGUGAGUGUGGCAAGGCCUUCAGCCAGAGCACGCUGCUGACUGAGCACCAGAGGAUCCACACAGGAGAGAAGCCUUACAGGUGUCGUGAAUGUGGAAAGACCUUCAGCCACAGCUCCUCACUGAGCCAGCAUGAGCGCACACACACGGGUGAGAAACCCUACGAGUGCCAGGACUGUGGCAAAGCCUUCAGGCAGAGCACCCACCUCACCCAGCACCAGAGGACACACACUGGAGAGAAACCAUAUGAGUGCAGCGAGUGUGGCAAGGCCUUCGGCCACAGCUCGUCCCUUACCAAGCACCAACGCAUCCAUACAGGUGAGAAGCCCUAUGCAUGCCAUGAGUGUGGCAGGGCCUUCAGCCAGCUGGCACCUCUUGUCCAGCACCAGAGAACACACACUGGGGAGAAGCCCUACCAGUGCACUGAGUGCGGCAGGGCCUUCAGCCAAAGCUCCCUCCUCAUAGAGCACCAGAGGAUCCACACCAAGGAGAAGCCCUAUGGGUGCCAUGAGUGUGGGAGAUCCUUCAGCCACAGCUCCUCACUGAGCCAGCAUGAGCGCACACACACAGGUGAGAAGCCUUAUGAGUGCCAAGACUGUGGCAAGGCCUUCCGGCAGAGCACCCACCUCACCCAGCACCGGAGGAUCCACACUGGGGAGAAACCAUAUAAAUGCAGGGACUGCGGCAAGGCCUUCAGCCACAGCUCAUCCCUCACCAAGCACCAGAGGACUCACAGCGGGUAGGCCCACUCACCUGUGCUGGAGAUAUGCGGACCCUAUAAGCCAUAGUUCAUUGUAGUAGCCUUCUCUCUGUCCCACUCACACAUACACAUGCACACUUGUCAGCCUGUCACACACCCUCAGAGUCCACACUGACUGAAAGAGUCUAUACAGCAGGCAAGUGUGGAGAUAACACAGAGGAACUUCAACUUGGAGUGCCCAUCAAUGUUACAUUAUAGAACCUAGAAACAGGAAAGUACACAUGCAGAGUGGUGAUGGCUUCUGUCCAGCCUUUACCAUAUUCUAAACCAGAGGUGUUCAAAGUGGUGAGAAUAUACCAAAUGCUUUUCACAUUAAAAAAUGAUGUUAGAAUUUGCUAGCAGUGCACAUUGUCUUCUCCAGGGUGAGAGGUGCUUAAAAAUGGUUCACAUUUACUAAAAAACAUGGCAGAGCAUAUUGUUCCAGAGUGCUCCAGAAAUGAGAGUGCAUCUGCAUGAACUCACUAUGGAUGCUUGACUUAUCUCAGCACAAACCUGGUUUGUGUGUGAACUGUCCCAUCAGGGUAUGUGGCAGCCGGUCCCAGAGAUCUGAACUUCAUGUGACACAGUACCAAUGCACUAUAUGUAAAUGUAAAUUUGUUGUCUCUUGAUCAUUUUGCAGUAAGUUAAAAUGUCUAUGCACAGUGGUUGAAAAGCUUUCUAUGGGAAGACUACAAACAUAAAAUGACUUCAUGGAAUCUCAGAUUGUAUGGCAGCUUUUGCCACAUUGUUCUGUGAAUUUCACAGAACUCAUAGGCAUUAGAUGCAGAUGCUUCUGUAUAAAAAGGGGGAAAUAGUUAAGCUAUCAUCUCAGCAGGAAAAUUCUAUAUUUUACAAGAUUUCUGCCUUUUGGAAACUGUACAAGUUAAUCCUCUCCUAAAUUGGUUUUUCAUUGAUUCUUCAUCCCCGUGUAAGCUUUUGUUUUUAUAACUUUCAAGUUCACAGUACUUCAUUGAACCCUGAAUCUCCAAAUAGCAGCCUCCUUGCAUAGGUAGUGCUUUGCUGUCCUUGUUGUUAGGUACUUCUUUCUUCAACUGUCAGUUGUGCCUUAAGUCAGUGAGUUUGCUUUCCCUAAUUGUAAUGGUGGCAUACUGUAAAUUUCUAGUUAACUCUCAAUUUCUCUCUUGGGACCAUGCUGCAAAGUCUUCCAGUACAGUUUCUUGGUAAGCUUCUGGAAUGCCUUUCUGGAGUUAGUUGCAUUGUUAUUUUAACAUUAAGAGAGUCAGGGUAAAUCAUGCAUGGCAGCACUAUCCAAAAGAAACUGCAAGGUACACAGGUGACUUUUAAUACUGGAUUAAUCCCAUUUGAAAACCAGGAGCAGAUACAGUUAAUAAUCACUCCUAAUGUACACCACAUAUUGCUGUUUUAACAUGUGGGUAGACAAAAACUAUUCAGCUAACCAUUCUUUCUGUGCAUUACAUUUUUAAAACCUAGCACACAUUUUACACUUGCAGCACAUCACCCAACACACACAAUCAGCCAGGGAAAAUGGGGCAGCGCAAUGCAGUAGCUUCAGUCCUUUGUGUAGCUGUCUUGAACUCCUUCCUUUUGUAGCAUGAAUUCUCCUUUUUUCUCCAUGUUUGUCUUUGGGUAGAUGUGCUGGGAGACCAGACUGUGUAAAUUGCAUGAUGGCUUCUGCUCUUAGAUCCAGUGUGGAUAUAUGUAAUAUUUCAGAAACCUAUGGAUCCAUUCCAUUAAUAAAGACAGCAAAGGUGCAUGCUGGCUCACAGCAGAAUGCUGUGACAUGAAGGGCUGUGGUUGGAAAAAAUUAUCACUCUGUAACUACCAUGCUAAAGACUGACUCAGGCAAGAAUCAUCCAUGGAGGCUAAAUAUAGAGGCAGAAUUUUGA